AUGGAUAUAUUGGAGUUUGCUAAAAAAUUAAGUGCCGGUAAACACCAUGCAGCGCGAAAUGAUGAUGUCUUCAUCGACAGACUCAAUCAUAGAUAUACGGUGACAAUGAUCUUAGUUUUCGCAGGUAUUGUUACCACCCAACAAUACUUCGGUGCGCCAAUUACGUGUUGGGUGCCUGCCCAAUUCACAGGUGGUUAUGAAAAAUAUGCAAAUGAUAUAUGUUGGAUCAUGAAUACGUAUUAUGUGCCAAUGGAACAUGAUAUUCCACAUGCUGAGAAUACUCGAUAUGAACGAAUGCUUAAAUACUAUCAAUGGUCGCCAUUUAUCCUGAUGUUUAUGGCACUUUGUUUUUAUUUUCCUCGUAUGAUCUGGCGAUCAUUAAAUAAUAAAUCAGGUCUCGACAUCGAGAAGUUAGUCGACCAAGCCAUGAAGCAAGAGCAACAAGAAAAUCCGACUGCAGAACGAGAAAAAGCGGUUGAUUACAUUUACAAUUCGAUUCGAGUAUAUAUCGAAAAUCGUUACACAAGUCCAAUACCCCAUCACCAUCGUUCGAAAACGGUUCCUCAAAAAUUCUGGUAUCAUGUGGCCUUCUGGCGUCAUCGUCAUCUAAGUGCUUAUCUUGUCGUACUUUUCACAUUCGUUAAAUUACUAUUCCUUAUCAAUUCAUUAAUCCAAAUCUUUCUCUUGAAUGCUUUCCUAGGUAAUGAAUAUCAUCUAUUUGGUUUCGAAGUCAUUAACAAAUUUAUGCGCGGUCUCGAUUGGGGUGAAUCAAAACGAUUUCCACGUGUCACACUGUGUGAUUUCCAUAUUCGAGAAGUUGGCAUCGUCCAUCGUUAUACAGUUCAAUGUGUUUUACCAAUCAAUUUGUUCAAUGAGAAAAUCUUUCUUGUUCUCUGGUUCUGGAUUUUACUCUUAGCCGCAUUCAACAUAGGUGAUUUCUUAGCUUGGCUCUUUCGUAUUAUUCGUGUUGAUAAUCGUUCCGCUUACGUCCGACGCAAAUUGAUGAUGCAAAACAUCUCUCUCACUAAUUCUGGUGAUCACAUUAGUCAACAAAAACGAUUAGAUGAAGAAAUACGAAUUAAACAGUUCGUCCGAGAUUAUCUACAAGAAGACGGCUGUUUUGCACUUCGAUUAUUAGCAAGAAAUGGACAAGAUAUUAUCGUCGGUGAAAUUAUUGAUCGGUUGUAUAAACACUAUUGUGAAACGUAUCCGGACAAACAUUUAAACAAUGAUCAUUCCAUUGAGCCUUCCAAUGGUCAAUCACAAUAUUCAUCUCGUUCAGCCACACAUCCAAAUGGCGCUCCGCAAUACUCGACAACCUGGAAUAAAAUCAAUAACGAUGAUGAAGAAAAGAAUUUAGUUUAA
Adineta ricciae is the source of this 1365-nucleotide messenger RNA. Lineage: Eukaryota; Metazoa; Rotifera; Eurotatoria; Adinetida; Adinetidae. The record is from the annotation of a GenBank genome assembly.